AUGGACAGCGAUCGUCGACCGAACCGCGGAAGUCGCUCCGGCACGCCUCUGCUCUUCAAGGCAGAAGACCACAUGGACGAGGUGGAAUCCAAGCGCCCCUCUCGCUCGGGCACGUCCUCUCCGUCCUCACAACUGACUCCCAACACCAACGACACCGAAGCCGGUCGCCGUCCGCCUAUGACGACGACGACCUCGCAACGCAGCACCUUCAGCCGCCAAUCGACCAUGCACUCGCGCAAUCCCGCCAGCACGCUCCAAGCCGCCAAGGCCUCUGCCCGCAAGAAAUACCUCUUUGCCGCCUUUUUCCUUUCCAUAUCCCUCGUCGCCUUCUGCAUACAGACCGAGCUGUCCGCGUACAUUCAGCACGAUCUGGCCUGGGGCAAGGCGUAUUGCAUGAUGUACCUGACGCACAGCUCGUGGAUAGUUCUGUGGCCAAUGACGUUUCUAGUUGUAAGACUGCAGAAGCGCCAUGAGCCGUGGGACCAGUUCUGGCGGAAGCACCUACAGGUUGUCCUGUCGACCGUCACCAUGAUUGAGCUGCAGACCAUCAACGUCACGACGCCCUCGGUUGCCCGGCGCGGGCGGCCGGUCAUGUAUCUUGCGCGAAUGACGAUAUACAUCACCUCUGCGCUGACCAUUGCCGGGCUGAGCUGGUACAUUGCCGUGAGCCUGACGACCCCGUCCGACCUGACCGCCAUAUACAACUGCAGCGCCUUCUUUGCGUACGCAUUCUCCGUGCCGAUUCUCAAAGAACCCCUCCGCGUGGACAAGUCCAUCGCCGUCAUGAUCGCCAUCCUGGGCGUCCUGGUCGUAGCCUACGGCGACACCGGCUCCGACGAGGCGACGUCGUCCGCGGCCGGCCCCUCCAACCCCGGUGCAGGCUCCCGCUUCGCAGGCAACCUCAUCAUCGGCGUGGGUUCCGUGCUGUACGGCCUCUACGAGGUCCUGUACAAGCGCUACGCCUGCCCGCCCGAGGGUGUGUCCCCCGUCCGCGGCACCAUCUUCGCCAACGUGUUCGGCAGCUGCAUCGGCUUCUUCACCCUCACCGUGCUCUGGAUCCCCCUCCCCUUCCUGCACUGGCUCCACAUUGAGCGUUUCGAAAUCCCCAACGCCUCGACAUGCUGGCUGAUUCUCUUGGCCGUCUUGUCCAACGCCACGUUUAGCGGCUGCUUCCUGGUGCUGAUUUCGCUGACGUCGCCCGUGCUGUCCAGCGUCGCCGCCCUGUUGACCAUCUUCAUCGUCGCUCUUGCCGAUUGGUUCCUGACCGGCCAGCCGCUCAGUUGGGCCGCCAUCAUGGGCGGGAGCAUGAUCAUUGUGGCCUUUGCGGCUUUGAGCUGGAGCACCUACCGCGAGAUGAUGGAGCACGAGGCGCACAAGUUGGCCGUCGACCUCACCGACGACGAUGAGGGGGACAUGGAUAGCGAUAGAGACUAG
Metarhizium robertsii ARSEF 23 is the source of this 1434-nucleotide messenger RNA. Its product is annotated as Drug/metabolite transporter. Lineage: Eukaryota; Fungi; Ascomycota; Sordariomycetes; Hypocreales; Clavicipitaceae. The transcript has a single exon. The record is from RefSeq and is a predicted model, not a curated record. Gene Ontology annotation, cellular component: membrane. The coding region runs from base 1 to 1434 and encodes 477 amino acids.